Messenger RNA from Lactuca virosa, 237 nucleotides. Lineage: Eukaryota; Viridiplantae; Streptophyta; Magnoliopsida; Asterales; Asteraceae. The record is from the annotation of a GenBank genome assembly.
AUGUUGAGGGCAUCAGCACCUGACAACAUCCGCUUCAUAAUAAUUGACAUCCAUGACCCAACAACAACACCAGAGCCACCUGUUCCGACAACACCAGCCCUAUCACGGAUGACAAGAAUGCGAAAAGAUAACACAUCAGCUGAAGAAGACAGAACUCCUCAAUCCAUCGCACGUGCUCUCACCUUCAGUCCACCAGGCCCACCACCAGCAAAAAAUCAAAAACGGAGCAGCAAAUAG